CCUAACAGUGCCAGUCAGUGCCACCUAACAGUGCCGCCUAUCAGUGCCAUUAGUGCCUCCUCAUCAGUGCCCAUCAGUGCCACCUAUCAGUGCCCAUCACUACAGACUCAUUAGCGCACAUCAGUGAAGGAGAAAAAUCACUUUAACAAAAACUAAGAAAAAAAACUUUUUUUUUCAAAAUUUUCAGUUUGUUUAAGAAAAAAUAAAAAACCCAGAGCUGAUUAA
Molecule: messenger RNA, 225 nt
Organism: Staurois parvus
Lineage: Eukaryota; Metazoa; Chordata; Amphibia; Anura; Ranidae
Source: the annotation of a GenBank genome assembly